Molecule: messenger RNA, 5263 nt
Organism: Cyprinodon variegatus (sheepshead minnow)
Lineage: Eukaryota; Metazoa; Chordata; Actinopteri; Cyprinodontiformes; Cyprinodontidae
Gene: mcf2l2
Product: guanine nucleotide exchange factor DBS-like
Exons: 27
Coding region: 573-3605 (1010 amino acids)
Biological process (GO): intracellular signal transduction
Cellular component (GO): cytoplasm
Molecular function (GO): guanyl-nucleotide exchange factor activity
Source: RefSeq, a predicted model, not a curated record
GAAGCUGUGUUUCCAGCAGACCCGUCUGUCUCAGCAGAGCUUCUUUGUUAUUCUCAGGGACAUUAUAAAAACAAAUGUUGCUGCUAACGUCUUUUUAAAUACUAUUUUUUAACAGCUUUUAAAUCAGUUCCUUGUUUUUUUCACUUAAAUGUUUUAUUUAUUUGCUUUUGUUGUUUUACAUCAAUUUUAGACUAAAUUGCACUUUUCAUCUCUCUGCAUGUUUUGCUGUUACUUCAUUUGAUCUUUUCUGUGAUGUUUCUUUUCUAAUUCACCUGAAUAGAAAGGAAAUGAUGGACAGACUGACUCUAGUCACACAUCUGGGAGUGGCAUCACAGCUUUCAUCCACAGAACAGAUCUGCUGCUGUCUCUGGAACCGCUUGGCUUCAAAUUGGUUUGACUGACAAAAAUGAAAUAAGAAAAUCCCCUUAAAAGGGAUAUCAGAGUGAAAAGAAAAACAACAACAAAAGAAAACCUGGGUAAGCAAACGGUGAGGAGCUACAGAGACAAGAGGAGGCGUGGCAUCAGAGGGAGGCAGAGAGACGGAGGAGAGUGGAUCCUCCCUGCAUCCUGAGAUGCUGUGCUGGAUGAGGGAGGACGAGAUGUCGGUUCAGGAGCUGCUACAACGAGUGCAGUGUGUCAUCGCACAUGUCGAUGAGAUCAUGCAGCAGGAGAUCAGGCCCCUGCUGGCUGUGGACAUCAUAGAGCAGCUUCAUCGCCAGUUUGCCUUGCUUUCAGGAGGGAGAGGGAAGGAUGGAGCCCCCAUCAUCACUUUCCCGGAGUACUCAGGCUUUAGUGAAGUACCAGAGGAAGAUUUCCUGAAUGUCGUUACCUACCUGACCAGUAUCCCCAGCUUGGAUGCUGCAAGCAUCGGCUUCAUCAUCAUCAUUGAUCGGAGGAAGGAUAAAUGGAGUUCAGUGAAGGCCUCUCUGUCCCGGAUCGCCGGUGCGUUUCCAGGAAACCUUCAGCUGGUGCUGGUGCUGAGGCCAUCCAGAUUCUUUCAGAGGACAAUAGCAGAUAUUGGAAUAAAACUCCACAAAGAUGACUUCAAAAUGAAGGUGGUUAUGCUGAACUCCCUGGCAGAUCUUCAUGGGUAUGUGGAUAAAAGUCAACUGACCCAGGAAUUUGGAGGUAGUCUGGAAUACUCUCACAGCCAGUGGAUCCACCACAGAACUGCAAUAGAAAACUUUGCCCUGACUGUGAAGACUACAGCGCAGAUGCUGCAGAGGUUUGGCACAGAGCUGGCAGAGACAGAGCUUCCCAAUGACGUCCAGAGCACCAAAGACCUGCUUUCAGCGCACACUGAGAAACACAAUAACCUGAAGGAAGAACUGAAACUAGCUUUAAGACAAGGCAACACCUUGUUUGCCUGCAUCAAGGAUCAGGCGGCAAAGUCCGAGGAUCACAGACUCAACCCUGAUGAGUUGGAGAACCAAACCACGGUAGAAAGGCUGCUGGCCCAGCUCGAUGAGACGGAAAACGCAUUUGAACAGUUCUGGUCUAAGCAUCAUCUGAAGCUGGAGCAGUGCCUGCAGCUGCGCCACUUUGAACACGACUUCAGAGAGAUUAAAGUGUCUCUGGAUCACCUGAUGGACUCUCUAAGAAAUGUACCGGAUGCUGGGGAUUGUGUGGCCAGAGUGGAGCAUCUGCUGAAAGAGAUUAAAGCUCUUGAGGAAAACGCUCAGAUUAACCAGUGGUGUGAGUCAGGGAUCUACCUGCUGGCUUCCCAAGCGGUGGAUAAGUGUCAGUCCCAGGAAGGGGCAGAAUCAGCUUUAAUAGACAUCCAACACUUUUUGGAGUCGGCAGAAAAGAACCAAGUGACAGAACUGAGGAACCUUCACAACCAGUAUGAGAGCGUCCUAUCAGAGGAUAUAAAGGGCAAUGUGCUCAGGGCCCUCAAACGGCUGGAAGAUGUUCAGGAGAUGAUUGAAAAGAGACAAGUAAGCCUUAAGAGGCUAUCAGCAAAACAGACGAGACCCAUUCAGCCAGUUGCUCCGCGGCCGGAGUCAUCUCCUAAACGUCCCACACAGAAGAACCCCAGCAGGACACCGGUGGGCCAGCAGGCCUUGGCUCGGAAGCUGUCUGAUAACUCCAACAGCAGCAAACUGCCGGCUGAAGCUGAUCCCAACAAGAAGAAGAACAUAAGGAGGACCAAGGGAGGCAUAAAGGGUUACGUAGCUGAACUGAAUAAUUCAGAGCUCAGCCACCUGAUCCCCCCAUCGCUGGAGAACAAGAAGGAGCAACUCUUUGGGAACCUGCCAGAAAUAUACGACUUUCACAACAAGACAUUCCUUAUGGAGCUGGAGAACUGUGCAGAAAACCCAGAGCUGGUUGGAACCUGUUUUUUGAAGAGGAAAGAAGAACUGCAGGUGUAUGAGAAGUACUGUCAGAAUAAACCGCGCUCUGAGGUUGUGUGGCGACAGUGUGGAGACAGUCCCUUCUUCCAGGAAUGCCAGAAGAAACUAGACCACAAGCUUUCCCUGGAUGCCUACCUGCUGAAACCCGUUCAAAGGAUCACCAAAUAUCAGCUUCUGCUUAAGGAAAUGUUAAAAUGCAGUAAAGAUGAAGGGAUAGCUGAGCUGGAGGAAGCGUUAGCUACCAUGCUAGAGAUCAUCAAGUCUGUCAAUGACUCCAUGCACCAGAUCGCCAUCACUGGGUUUGAGGGGAACCUGAGUGAACUGGGGAAGCUGCUGAUGCAGGGAUCGUUUAAUGUGUGGACUGACCAUAAGAGAGGCCAUAGUAAGGUGAAGGACCUGGCCCGGUUUAAGCCCAUGCAGAGGCACCUCUUUCUGUACGAUAAGAUGCUGCUGUUCUGUAAGAAACGAGAGGAGACCAGCGAGGGCCAUGAGAAGACUCCAUCCUACAGCUUUAAGCACUCACUAAAGAUGAGUUCAGUGGGAAUAACAGAAAAUGUUAAAGGAGACCAUAAAAAGUUUGAGGUGUGGUAUAACGGCAGAGAAGAAGUCUACAUAAUCCAGGGGGCAGUAAUGUUUAAAGUGGGCAUGCUGUUCCACAGAGGGCAAGAAGUUACAGCUAAUCCAUUAAUGCAUUAUUGUAGAACAGCCACCAGGCGUGUCCAUAGAACCACUGCCGUCAUUUCAACAAGUUUACGUAUCGCUGACUCAGCACUCCGUUCUGACUCGCAGACGUGUCCCUCUGUCUGUCCCUGCAGGAUUGUCCGUAAGAUGGCACUGAGGCAUUCUGAUUCAUCAAGUCCCGAGUCCGGAUUGAGGAGAGCUAAUCCCAGUCCCAACAUGAGGCAGAAGAAAGAUACACUGCGUGGUGCGAUUGCUGCAGGUGGGAAGCGGCAGAGCAUGACCAGCAGCAUUUCUAGUGUUGCUGGUAGCAAAGCGGCCGUCCCCAGAUCAACCUCCCAGCCAGGGUGGACCCAGAGAAGACUCCCCUCCAUGGACACAGAGGACUUUGAGACGAUUCCCUCCAGUGGAGAAGAAUCCUCCAACUCUUCUGAGGAUGAAAGCAGCAAUAAGAAUGCUGACAACAGUCGCUACCGGGUGCAGCUAACGUAUGCAGCAUGUGAAGCCAAGGAUCUCUCUCUGGAAACCAAAGACAUGGUUCAGUUUUUGGAGGAAGCAGAAACUGGAAAUUGACAUCGUCAGUGAUCUCUGCACAGCAGCUCAGAGUUUGAAGAAAAUGACGUCAGCACUUGGACAGAUGGACGGCAAACAAACAUCCAUCAACUGAUAUGAAAAGCUUUGAACAAGUUGUAGAUCUUUUUGAUGGACUGCAGGUCUACCUUUCUGUUCUCAUUUUUUCUCUUUAAUUCUCUGAUCUUUGCUGCAGCAGACCUGGAAAGCCUGAAAUCAUUUUAAUCCAAUGUAGCAGAGCAAUUAUAUCCACUAACUGCUUUCCAUACUUUCAUAUAUGCAGUCUCCUCAGAAAUUAUUCAGACCUUUAUUUAUUACACUUUUGAUUUAUUAUUAUUCUUGAUUUUAUUUAAACUAUUUUUGGUAAAAUGUAUGAAAUAUUUAAAGAAGGAAACUUAGAUUAAUUUACAUAGAUACAUUUAGCUAAAGCCUUAUUAAGUGUUGCCUUUUUCCAGACAGGAAACAUUAAAAUAAACUGGCGACAGAAAAAAAUGUGAACAUCUUUUUAUAAUGCAGUUAUUUAAAUAAAAGGCUCUUAAAUUUUCACCUUACCAGCAAACAGAGACGGGAAAAUUCAAUAAAAUAAAGCUGCUUAAUUCUGUAAAUCAGUGCAGGAGUGAAACAUUAAACUUAAAAGCUUAAAUAUCCAGACAGUUUCUUCAUUUAUUGUCUUUUAUGACCAAGCAAAGUUUUUAAUUCUAACCAGUAAGAAUGGAAAAGGCGUCUCCUUCCUUCUAUAAGGAAUGGGCGGGAAGAACGCUGCUGCUUCGGAGUAACGGUGGAUGGAUGGGUUGAUCAUGGCAACAUUAAAAUAAAUCAAUCAUAAGUUUUCUGCAGCUGUUUGAGGCUCAAUAGAAAAUCUAAACCCUUUCAGCACAGAGAGAACAUGCAGAUUUCAUGCAAACCCCAGAUCAUCUCUGUACGGCCUCAGUUUAUUACAAACACACAAAAAUAGAAAGAUGUUCUUUAAAGAAUGAAGCAACUGAAAGGGUUUGAAUAUUUCCUGAGGAGACUUUUUGACUUUAUCUUUUAAUGUCUGUAAAAUUGCUUGAAAAAUGCCUGGAUUGUUUUAACAGGAUGAGAAGUCGUUUCUUACAAGAUUUUAAGUGCAAAUACUGAAAAACAUGCUGGUAAUGCUAGAAUAUUCCAGUUUUUAUGUGACUCAGGAUCAUAAUGGCAACUUCUGCACAUAAAGGGAGAGUUUAGUUGAGUUUCUACCAAACUGAUGAACUGGUGCAUCCUGACAGAGCGGCUGCAGUUAAAUGAAGGGGCGCUCUGCUCCAUCCACAGCGAGAUGUUAUGACCCUUCAAGUGGAAAAAGUCCAUGAUGUAUAAAGAAAGCAUCGUCUGCAGCGUCAAUACAUGCAGCCAUGCUUAAAUGACUAUAUCUGGCUUUUUCAUAUAAAGUGAACUGAUUUGUGCAACAUGAACACAUUUCCUCUUUCAUCUGAGAAAAUCUAAUUUAAAACAAAUUCCUUUAUCAGCUAAUGAUAGUUAAAUCACUUCCCAGCAGAAAAAUAAAUCAAAUCUAAUGUGUUUUCUGCUUUGAACAUAAUCAUGGGAAGAAGCCAGAUGGCCUUCGGAGGAAAUGAUCGUUUCUGUUUUCAGAAACUGAUUUGUCUCCAUUUUCUGUUAUGCUUCAUGUCCCAGAGAGAAAAAAA